Messenger RNA from Hyaena hyaena (striped hyena), 4111 nucleotides. It is a transcript of the gene ANKRD24, whose product is annotated as ankyrin repeat domain 24. The record is from RefSeq and is a predicted model, not a curated record. Gene Ontology annotation, molecular function: actin binding. The coding region runs from base 475 to 3876 and encodes 1133 amino acids. The transcript has 21 exons. Lineage: Eukaryota; Metazoa; Chordata; Mammalia; Carnivora; Hyaenidae.
CUCAUCAGAACACGGGAUUUUGGAAACGGGCUGUGAAGGGUAAAUAGGAGUUUGCCAGAGAAGAUGGGGAAAAGCAGGCACGCUGUGCAGAAAUAACUGCACAGAUGAGAGCUCAGAGACCAGAGAAAGCUUUAUCUGCUUUGGCAGGUGCACUUAUCGAGCACCUACUGUAUGCUAAGGACUUCACUGAAAACUGACCACAAGGUGGUCAAGAGGGGAUCAUCCCCUGUCUUUUUAAGGAUGAGGAAAGCGGAACUCAGAGAAGGCAAGAGGCCUGCCAAGGACACACAGCAGUUAGGCGCCGGGGCCUCCUGUGUCUGUGUCCUGCUGUAGGGUCGAGAUGGCCCAGGGAAGAGGAAGCUGUCCUUCUGAGGAGGGGGAGGCAGGACCUCCUGCUCACCAGGUCCCUCAUCCCCACCCACUCUGGUGCUUCCCCAGGUGGCCUGGGUUGCGGAGAAACGCCAGACGCCGGCCAUGAAGACCCUGCGGGCACGAUUUAAAAAGACAGAGCUGUGGCUCAGCCCCACUGACCUCGGCUCCUGCCCGCCUCGCGGCCCCUGCCCCAUCCCGAAGCCGGCAGCCAGAGGCAGGCGCCAGAGCCAGGAGUGGGGCAAAAGUGACGAGCGACUGCUCCAGGCCGUGGAGAACAACGACGCAGCACGCGUGGCCACUCUCAUCACCCGCAAGGGGCUGGUGCCCACCAAGCUGGACCCCGAGGGCAAGUCCGCAUUCCACCUGGCUGCCAUGAGGGGUGCAGCCAGCUGCCUGGAGGUGAUGCUGGCACAGGGCGCCAAUGUCAUGAGCACCGAUGGGGCAGGUUACAAUGCCCUCCACCUGGCGGCCAAGUAUGGGCACCCACAGUGCUUGACGCAGCUGCUGCAGGCGUCCUGCGUGGUGGAUAUCGUGGACAGCAGUGGGUGGACAGCCUUGCAUCAUGCAGCGGCCGGUGGGUGCCUUUCCUGCUCAGAAGUGCUUUGCUCCUUCAAGGCACAUCUGAAUCCCCGAGAUCGGUCAGGUACGACGCCCCUUAUCAUAGCCGCUCAGAUGUGUCACACAGAUCUGUGCCGCCUCCUUCUGCAGCAGGGGGCUGCCGCAAAUGACCAGGACCUGCAGGGCAGGACAGCCCUGAUGCUGGCCUGCGAGGGCGCCAGCCCCGAAACGGUGGAGGUGCUUCUGCAGGGAGGGGCCCAGCCGGGCAUCACCGACGCCCUGGGCCAGGAUGCUGCUCACUACGGCGCCCUGGCCGGAGACAAACUCAUCUUGCACCUUCUGCAGGAGGCAGCUCAGCGCCCCUCGCCAGCCACUGCCCUCCUAGAGGAUGACUCAGGCGAGGCAUCAUCUCAGAACUCUGUGUCCAGCCAUGAAAAGCGAGGGGCUCCCAAGAAGCGGAAGGCGCCUCAGCCCCCCGCCAGCAUCCCCGUGCCGGAUGACCGCGAAGCCUAUGAGGAGAUCGUGCGGCUGCGACAGGAGAGGGGGCGGCUGCUGCAGAAGAUCCGGGGCCUGGAGCAGCACCAGGAACGGAGGAAACAGGAGCUGCCAGAGGCAGAGGCCAGCUCCCUGCACAGCCUGGAGAGACAGGUACAAGAGCUGCAGCAGCUGCUGGCGGAGAAGCAGGAAGAGAAGGAGAGCCUGGGACGCGAGGUGGAGAGUUUGCAGAGCCGGUUGUCCCUGCUGGAGAAUGAGCGGGAGAACACGAGCUAUGACGUGUCCACUCUGCAGGAUGAGGAGGGGGAACUGUCUGACUUUCCAGGGGCCGAGGCUCUGCUCUCCACACGGCCACGCUCCUCAGCCCGGGAGCUCCUGGCCUCCCUCCAGGAGCAAGUGGCUGCGCUCACCAGACAGAACCAGGAGCUCAUGGAGAAGGUCCAGAUCCUGGAGAGCUUUGAGAAGGAUGAGAUGGAGGUAAACGGCUCAGCCGAGGUCAUCCCCCUGGCCCUCUAUGACUCUCUCCGGGCUGAGUUUGACAAGCUUCGCAGGCAGCACGCCGAAGCCCUGCGGGCACUGGAGCGACAGGAAGCACGGGGGGCCCCUGGAGAAGAGGAGGUGGCCUCUGGGGAGGGCAAGGGCACGGGAGUCAAGACCACCAGGGAUGGGCCAACAGAAAUGGGGCUUAAUGGCACCACGGCUCCAGGAACCAAAGUUAAUGGAGCUGAGAACACAGACGAGGAGGCUGCUGGAGAUGAAACUGUGGAGGCAGCAUCCACGGGGGCCGAGGCCACAGAAACAAAAUCCACGGGGGCCGAGGCCACAGAAACAACACCCACAGACACUGAGGCCACAGGAACAACACCCACAGACACCGAGGCCACAGAAACAAAAUCCACAGGGGCCGAGGCCACAAGAACAAAAACCACGGGGGGCGAGGCCACAGAAACAGAGGCUCCGGAGGAGGGAGGAAACCCAGAAACAGAGGCCACAAAGCCAAAAGCCGAAGAACCAGAAAGGAAGGCCGACGGAGUGAGUGGUGUGGAGGCUGAGCUUAGGGGCACAGAGACCACGCCCCCGGAGGCCGCAGGAGUGGGGGCCCCAGCCCCGAGGGGGCCCCCGGGCGCAGUCCUGCACCCUGGCGCUGCGGAGGCCUCGGAACAGCUGCAGGCGGAGCUGGAGACCAGGAUCCGUGGCUUGGAGGAGGCCCUGCGGCAAAGGGAGCGAGAGGCGGCCGCCGAGCUGGAGGCGGCCCACGGCAAGCGCCAGGCGGCCGAGGCCGAGGCCGGCCGGCUCCGAGCGCGGGUGCGCGAGGCCGAGGGGUGCGGAGGCUCGGGCGGCGGCGGCGGCGGCGGCGACGCGGGGCAGCUGCGGGCCGCCCUGGAGCAGGCCCGCGAGGACCUCCGAGGCCGGGACUCCCGGCUGCGGGAGCUGGAGGCGGCCUCGGCCUGGCUGGACGAGGCCCGCGCCGGCCGCCUGCUGGCCGAGGAGGAAGCCCGCGGCCUGCGGGCAGAGCUGGCCCGGCGCGAGGAGGUGCGGCUGGAGCAGAGCCGGGAGCUGGAGGCGCUGCGCGGGCAGCUGGCGGCCGCCGCGACCGCCGGGGAGCAGCAGCGGGCGCUGGCGGCCGAGCUGGGCAGCGCGCGGGACGCGGCCGAGGCCCGGGCCGCGGAGCUGGCGGCCGCCUGCGAGGAGGCCCGGCGGGGCCUGGCGGAGCUGCGGGAGGCCUCGGAGGCCCUGCGGCAGGCGGCCGUGCCCGCCUCCGAGCACCACCGGCUGCAGGAGGAGGCCCUGGAGCUGCGGGGCCGGGCGGCCGGCCUGGAGCAGGAGGUGGUGGCCGCGGGCAAGGAGGCCGCCCGGCUGCGGGCCGAGCUGGAGCGGGAGCGCAUGGGGAGCGUGGCCCGCCUGGAGCACGAGCGCGUAGUGGGCGCGUUGCAGGCCGACGUGGCGCGGCUGGAGGGGCAGCUGGAGGAGCUGGGACGUCGGCACGAGAAAACCAGCGCCGAGGUCUUCCAGGUCCAGAGGGAGGCGUUGUUCAUGAAGAGUGAACGGCACGCGGCCGAGGCCCAGCUGGCCACGGCAGAGCAGCAGCUGCGGGGGCUACGCAACGAGGCCGAGCGGGCACGCCAGGCCCAGAGCCGUGCUCAGGAGGCCCUGGAUAUGGCCAAGGAGAAGGACAAGAAGAUUACAGAGCUGUCCAAGGAAGUCUUCAGUCUCAAGGAGGCGCUGAAGGACCAGCCGGCGACCCCCGGCCCCUCCGAGGUGGAGGCCCUCCGUGGCCAGGUUAAGGGUCUGCGGGAGCAGCUGGAGCAGGCCGCCAGGGACCACAGCGCGGUGGUGGCCUCGUACAGGAGCCACCUCCUCUACGCCAUUCAGGGUCAGAUGGACGAAGACGUGCAGCGGAUUCUGAGCCAGAUCCUACAAAUGCAGAGGCUCCAGACUCAGGGCCACUGAGCAGCCGGGCGCCGACCCUCUGCCCGCCUGGCCCCACGGGGCGUCCCGGCUCCCACACCGACCUUCCGAGCUCGCAGACCAGCCUGGGCCUCCCCGACUGUCCCUAGCUGUGUCCACUGCCCCCACUGGCCCCCUGCACACACUGGCCAGCGUGGAGCCCAGCCCUGGCUGAGCCCCGCCCCCACCGGAGAGCCCGGGAGCCCCCUGUCCCGUGUCCCGCCUGUGUCUGCCCCGU